AUGGACAAUUUAAUAUUACUUCUUAAAAAUCUAUUUAUAUAAUAUGAAGUGAAAAUAGAUGAACAAGAAUUUAACAACUUAGAAAAUGAAAUGAAUAAAGUGUUAAUCUAACAUAAAGAGAGAUCUCCAUUUAAGGAUAUUACAAAUAAUGAAAAACAAGCAGAAACAUAAUUAGAAGCAUAUGGAGAAACAAUAAUCAAAAGAAUUGAAAGUGUACGAAAACAAUCUAUAAAUAAUAUACUUUAAGAAGAAAGUUUCCCUCGAUCUUCCCAAUCAAUAGAAAAUAAUUAAAGAUAACAUUUACACUAUCAUUCUUAAUGA
Paramecium primaurelia is the source of this 321-nucleotide messenger RNA. The record is from the annotation of a GenBank genome assembly. Lineage: Eukaryota; Ciliophora; Oligohymenophorea; Peniculida; Parameciidae.